AUGGACGUGUGCUUUCCUUGGGCACUGUGGAUCUCCUUGGUCACCACGAUCCUCAAAGGAGGACCGAGCUCCUCUCUCUCCCUGAGAAGCAAGACCAGUGCACUGGUCCUGAGGCAGACCCCAGCGAGAGCAAUGGACUCAAUCAGUGCCGCGAACACACAGUUCUGCUUUGAUGUCUUUAAGGAAAUGAGCCCUGACCACACGUCGGAGAAUCUUGUCUAUUCUCCCUUGGGUCUCCUGUCCACAUUGGCUCUGGUGCUCUUUGGGGCCAGAGGUCAGAGUGCCUCUCAGAUUGCAAAGGUGCUCCACUUGGAUGCGUUGGUGAGAACUUCAAAUUCUUCGAGUGCAGAGUGUGGACAAGACACCGGAGUCCAUGAACACAUCCAAGCCCUCCUCUCUGAAAUCCAAAAAUCCAACAGCGGUGAAAUUUACAUGUCAAGCGGCAUAUUUGCAGAUACAAAUAAUCCAUUUCUCCAGAGCUAUUUGGACUGCAUUGAACAACUAUACAAAAUAAAACCUAGAACUCUGGAUUUCAUGACCAGCCUGGAAGAUGCCAGAAUGCAGAUUAACUCAUGGGUUGAAAUCAAGACAAAAGGUGAGAUCGAAGGCCUCUUCCCGUAUGAGGACAUCGUGCCUUAUGAUCAGUUGGUGUUGGUCAACCCCAUCUUCUUCCGAGGGAAAUGGAAGAAUGCAUUUCAGAAAGAGGGGACCCAAACGAUGGCUUUCUGGAUGGAUGAGUUCCGGAGCAAACCUGUGCAGAUGAUGCGGGUGCAGGGCCUCUUCAAGCUGGGUAUCAUAAAUGAUCCUCAGGUGCAAGUGCUUCAGGUGUCCGACGUGGACGGUUACUGGAGUAUGGUCAUCAUCCUGCCAAGAGAGAAUGUGGGCCUAGGGCAGAGGAAUGUUAAAACUGACGAAAUCUCCAAGUUUGAGUCCUCUAAAUAUUAUUUGCGUGGCCUCAUGCAAACAUUUGGCGGAAGCUAUCGAGAUAUUGAUAGAAGAGCUAUAAUUUCACUUCUCCACAGCUUGGCUGCUAACUGA
Messenger RNA from Echinops telfairi (small Madagascar hedgehog), 1038 nucleotides. RefSeq names its product ovalbumin-like. Gene Ontology annotation, molecular function: serine-type endopeptidase inhibitor activity. Gene Ontology annotation, biological process: negative regulation of endopeptidase activity. The coding region runs from base 1 to 1038 and encodes 345 amino acids. NCBI's taxonomy places the organism in Eukaryota, Metazoa, Chordata, Mammalia, Afrosoricida, Tenrecidae. The transcript has 8 exons. The record is from RefSeq and is a predicted model, not a curated record.